AUGAGUGUCAAGGCCGUCGAGUUCACGCCCUUCACCGACCAGAAGCCCGGAACCUCGGGUCUUCGCAAAAAGGUCACCGUCUUCCAGAAGCCUCACUACAGCGAGGCUUUUGUCGCCAGCAUCCUGCUCUCCAUCCCCGAAGGUGCCCAAGAUGCCUUCCUCGUCAUCGGCGGAGAUGGCCGCUACUGGAACCCCGAGGUCAUCCAGCUGAUUGCGAAGAUUGGCUACGCGUACGGCGUCAAGAAGCUCCUCAUCGGCCAGAACGGCAUCCUCUCGACGCCUGCCGCCAGCCAUGUUAUCCGUAAGAGGAAGGCCACCGGCGGCAUUCUCCUGACUGCCAGCCACAACCCCGGAGGUAUGUCUGUCCAUCUUCCCCCGCGCCCUCCUCAUCCUCCCCUGCUCCGCCGCCGCCUCUACAUAAGAUCGCUAAAGUCUCGGUCUCGAACCUUCGCAGGUCCCCACGACGACUUCGGCAUCAAGUACAACCUCGCCAACGGCGGCCCCGCCCCCGAGCCCGUCACCAACAAGAUCUUCGAGACCUCCAAGGCCCUGACCUCGUACAAGAUUGCCGACAUUCCCGACGUCGACAUCACCACCAUCGGCACCAAGACGUACGGCGACCGCCUCGAGGUCGAGAUCAUCGACAGCACCGCCGACUACGUCGCCAUGCUCAAGGACAUCUUCGACUUUGACCUCAUCAAGAAGUUCUUCAAGACCCACCCGGACUUCAAGGUCCUCUUCGACGGCCUGCACGGCGUCACGGGCCCCUACGGCAACGCCAUCUUCCGCGGCGAGCUCGGCCUCGGCCCCGAGUCCACCCAGAACUGCGUGCCCUCGCCCGACUUUGGCGGCGGCCACCCGGACCCCAACCUCGUCCACGCCCACGACCUCGUCGCCGCCGUCGAGAAGGCCCAGAUCCCCUUUGGCGCCGCCUCGGACGGCGACGGCGACCGCAACAUGAUCUACGGCGCCGGCGCCUUCGUCAGCCCCGGCGACAGCCUCGCCAUCAUCGCCCACCACGCCCACCUCAUCCCCUACUUCAAGAAGAACGGCGUCCACGGCCUCGCCCGCAGCAUGCCCACCGCCUCGGCCAUCGACCUCGUCGCCAAGAAGCAGGGGCUCGCCUGCUACGAGGUGCCCACGGGCUGGAAGUUCUUCUGCGCCCUCUUCGACGCCGACAAGCUGUCCAUCUGCGGCGAGGAGAGCUUCGGCACGGGCAGCAACCACAUCCGCGAGAAGGACGGCCUGUGGGCCGUCGUCGCCUGGCUCAACAUCAUCGCCGGCCUCGGCGUCGCCAACCCGGGCGUCGCGCCCAGCAUCAAGCAGAUCCAGCACGACUUCUGGAACGAGUACGGCCGCGUCUUCUUCACGCGCUACGACUACGAGAAUGUCGACUCGGAGGGCGCCAAGAAGGUCGUUGAUACCCUGGGCGACCUGGUCAAGGACUCUGGCUUUGUCGGCAGCAAGAUUGGCGAGCGCACUGUCACCGACGCCGGCAACUUCUCGUACACGGACCUCGACGGCUCCGUGUCGAGCAACCAGGGCCUGUACGCCUGCUUCUCCACCGGCAGCCGCAUCGUCGUGCGCCUAUCGGGCACGGGCUCGAGCGGCGCCACCAUCCGCCUCUACGUGCAAAAGUACAGCGGCGACCGGGCCACGUACGGGCAGGACGCGCAGGACUUUUUGAAGUCGGAGAUUGAGUUUGCCACGGGCCUGCUCAAGUUCAAGGAGUAUGUCGGCCGGGACCAGCCUGAUGUGCGGACCUGA
This is a messenger RNA of Thyridium curvatum, 1767 nucleotides long. RefSeq lists its product as uncharacterized. The record is from RefSeq and is a predicted model, not a curated record. The coding region runs from base 1 to 1767 and encodes 588 amino acids. The transcript is spliced from 4 exons. Gene Ontology annotation, biological process: carbohydrate metabolic process. Gene Ontology annotation, molecular function: phosphoglucomutase activity; magnesium ion binding. NCBI's taxonomy places the organism in Eukaryota, Fungi, Ascomycota, Sordariomycetes, Thyridiales, Thyridiaceae. Gene Ontology annotation, cellular component: cytosol.